Molecule: messenger RNA, 1105 nt
Organism: Oxyura jamaicensis (ruddy duck)
Lineage: Eukaryota; Metazoa; Chordata; Aves; Anseriformes; Anatidae
Gene: CYTL1
Product: cytokine like 1
Exons: 4
Coding region: 136-528 (130 amino acids)
Biological process (GO): positive regulation of transcription by RNA polymerase II
Source: RefSeq, a predicted model, not a curated record
UUUUUCCAUUGAUGCAGGAGACUAUUUAAUUGGAGGCUGACUUGUCAAACUCACCCAUUGACGCUUACCAGUAGCUGCCUAACCACUAACGGUGAUUUUUCCUCCCUUCUUCCUCCUUUGGAUGAGCUUGCCACAAUGAAGAUGCUGCUGAGCCUAAUUACUCUGCUCUCCGCUGCCCUGCUAGCCUAUGCAGCCCCUCCAACAUGCUACUCCAGGGUGUUGUCUCUGAGCAAAGAGAUCACAGAGUCGUUUAAGGAGUUGCAGACCUCCAAGGCUGUGGACCCAUGCGUGGAGACGCUGCCCAGGCUGUAUUUGGACAUCCACAAUUACUGUGUGCUGACAAAACUCCGUGAUUUUGUGGCCUACCCUAGAUGUGAGAGAGUGAUUGAAGUGAGUGAUCUGAAGGAAAAAGCCCGUAGCCUGUACACCAUUAUGAUCUCCUACUGCAGAAGGGACUUGGUGUUCCUCACCGAUGACUGUAGUGCUCUGGAAAAUCCUGUUGAGACCUCUGAUGAAAUUGACAGCUAAAAUGGAGUCAGACCCAAAGUUGUACCUGGGAAAUUUUCACAGAGACCAAGAGUCAAAAUAUAUACACACAGUCAGCUACAACAUUAACUGCUAAAAUAUUUUUCAAGCACACUAGCAGUAUUGUCUCAGACCUACCCAUUUUUCUCAGCCUUGGCAGGAAAUGAACUGCAUGCCUUACAUACCUACAGAGCUGCUAGAAAAACUAUGGUUAGAAAGCAUUUUUUUUUUUUCAUUUGGCAAGGUAUGAUAUUUCAGCUCAGCCAAAUGUAUAAAGUAUGUUUUGUUUAAACACUAGAUACUAGAUUUUAAAACUCUUUCAUGAAUAGACUCAUAGAAAAUGUAUUAUGAUAGUAUUCUAUUCUGACUGAGAAGUUCUUUUAUUAGAUGGGCAUGGAAGGGACCUUUUUUUCUUGUGUUCUUGUUUUGCUUAAAGGAGGACUAUAACUGUGUACUGACAGAUGUAUAGCUCAUAUAUCUAUGCUGAUAGUUUUUGAUAUCAGACUUGUAAGAAUAAAGGUGAAAGUAUCUUGUCUUGGUGUAAAAUAAAUCAAUAAAUAAAAACAGCCUUCUAACCCAA